Pleuronectes platessa (European plaice) is the source of this 804-nucleotide messenger RNA. Its product is annotated as V-set and transmembrane domain-containing protein 2-like protein. The transcript is spliced from 4 exons. Lineage: Eukaryota; Metazoa; Chordata; Actinopteri; Pleuronectiformes; Pleuronectidae. The coding region runs from base 1 to 804 and encodes 267 amino acids. The record is from RefSeq and is a predicted model, not a curated record.
AUGGGAGCGUUUCGGCUGCUGCUGAGGAGUUUGCAUUACAUGCUGGGACUCUCCAUCCAACUUAGUGUCGCCACGAGGCAGGCUGGACACGGGGAGGUGGAGAACCACAUCUCCGGGAACGCCAUGUUCACAGACGUGCCUCAUGACAUGACAGCCCAGAGAGGGCAGGAUGUGGAGAUGGCCUGCUCCUUCCGAGGGGCAGGGAUGCCCUCGUAUUCCCUGGAGAUCCAGUGGUGGUAUAUCAGGAACCACCUGGAAUGGACAGACAGUAAACCCUGGACAACCAAUGAAGUGGCUCCAGAGGAGGACAUGCCAAAGGAUGCUACAAAGAUAAGUGUUGUGAAGGUUGUAGGAAGCAACAUCUCCCACAAACUCCGCCUCUCCCGAGUCAAGCUGACCGACGAGGGCACCUACGAAUGCCGGGUCAUCGACUUCAGCGAUGAUGCCGGGGCCCGCCACCACCGCGUCAGGGCCUACCUGCAGGUGGUGCCGCCUGGUGACAUCAUCGACAGCACGCACAACAACAACUUUGAGGCCGUGGACGAAACCAAGAGAGGAGUGGCGUUCGUUGAUGGUGACAACUCGGAUUCCCACGGCAGUGGAGGGAGAGAGCACGCUCACGGCCACCACCACAAUCACGGGCCCCACCAGGAGCACAGCAAGCAGCCUUCGUCCUCGCCGGCUCACCAAGGCCACAGCGGCAACAGUCAGCAGCACAAGGCGGGCAGAGAGCUAAAGAAGAGGGACGUGGACAGUAACCACAGCCAUAAUGACUGCACCAACGAGCCAAGCUGUGCGCUGUAG